Molecule: messenger RNA, 360 nt
Organism: Linderina pennispora
Lineage: Eukaryota; Fungi; Kickxellomycota; Kickxellomycetes; Kickxellales; Kickxellaceae
Exons: 2
Coding region: 76-354 (92 amino acids)
Source: RefSeq, a predicted model, not a curated record
UGUCCCAAUUGAGGCUGUGUAAAUCGCUUACUCGCCAGCAGGCGUUUGUCUGCUUCUACUGUGGAGCGAUAUACCAUGAGUUUGAAUCGUACAACGUGCACGUGGAAUCGAGUCACUCCUGACUUGGCUUGUGAGCCGAAACUCGCACCGCGCCCAUCUCACCCAUCGGCUAGAAGAAAGGCAUCUCAGAAGCCAUCCUCUUGCCUCAAAACAUCCUGCAUUUUUUGCAUAAACUGUUUUUCACCUACUCUGCCCACCUGUGCUGCUUGCUUGAAGCACUAUACCCCUUUCCCAGUUACCUUUGGCUUUAUUCCGCUUGAUAUACGUACCAGCACCUUCCUACCAUCAGUAUGAGUGGCA